GAGCAGAGCGCAAGGCCGCAAAACCAAGAGCUUGGGGCGGCACACUCGACAAUUCACAUACAGGACCGCCAGCAUCAAUCCCAGCGGUGCUCCAAGGAGCGCGAGCCGUCCUGCCAAAGCAGAGCGGGCCCGGCACCUACGAGCUGCAGCGCAAAACAUGGCAGACGACGACGCGGAGGCCUUCCGGCGCGAGGUCUACGGAGAUGAUGGAGGCAGAGCGCGGGACGACGCCGCGCCGCCGUCGAUGCGGGGCCGGCGGUUAUUUGUGAGAGGCCUGCCCUACGACUGGGACCGCGAGCGCGUGCGGCGGGAGCUCUCGAAAUUUGGAGAGGUCGAGAGGUUGGAGCUGCCUAAAGCGAGAAGGGGUUGUGGAUUCGUGGACUACGCGACGGAACGGAGCGCGUCGAAGGCAUUCGUGGCGCUCGACGGACGGCCCCUCGGGCAUCGGAGGGACGUGCUCUGCCAGAUGCGCGUCGAGCCGGCCUUUGCGCCGCCGCUGCAGGACCUCGAGGAGGAGGAGGAGCUGGUGUGUCCCAUCGAAUUUUCUGGAAGAGGCUCGAAGGCCGAAAGGCAACGAGAAAAAAGGAUUGAUCAAUUACACAGAAGGUCGCUCUUCUGCAGUCUGUGUGGGAGUGUCGACCACUUCGACCAGGGCUGCAGGUUGCGAGAUACGACUUAUCAUUGCGCGGUUGCCCAGGGCGAGCUCGAUCCGGUAGAGGCCUUCGCUCCUAAAGUAGAAGCGCCGCCGGCGCCCGCGCCCGCGCCGUCUCCAGUACGCCCCAUGGGCCGCGGCCGCGGCGUCUCCGUGCCGUCGUGGAUGGCCGACAAGAAGCUAGCUGCGGAGGCCGCAGCUCGACCGGCGCCCGCGCCGCCGCCGCCGCCGCCGCGCGCGCCCUCGCCCAAACGGCGGUCCCGCUCCCGCUCGCGGUCGCCCGAGCGCCGCAAGCAGCGCGGCGGCCGCCGCCGCGCCGAGCCGGCGCGGGACGCCGCGGCCGAGAUGCGAGCUCUUGAUCCGUACGCCGACCACGACGCGAACGUGCCGCGGGGCUUCGCCUGCGCGCUGGCGGGCGACGGUUUGCAUGCGGUCUCCGAUGGUGUGAGGUUGGAGCUGCGGCGCGCGUUUCCCAGUGGUUUGGUCUUGGCUAUCGACGCGACACCGCAAGGCGGGCUCGCGCCGAGUGAUGUGGACGCGGCGGCGGCCGCUCCCGACCGGCACGCCGCGGCGAACGUCGUAUUGCGGGCCGCGAUGGCCGCGGCGCCGUUCGCACUUGAUGUGAAUGUGCAGGAGGGGCUCCAACGGGCCGGCGCGCCGGUCGCAUCCACGGCAACCUCCGUGGGCGAGGCCGUCUCGCUCCUCGCGGCCUGCGGCGACUGUUCUUCACAGAACCUGCCCGCCGGCGCCCGCUGCCUCUGGUCGCCGGACCACUGCGCGUUCUACUACGUGAGUGCAGAGGGCGCGAUGUCGUGGGAGCCGCCGGCCGCGCGGGCGCCGUCUUCAUCGGUGCGGCGGGAGCCGUCGCCGCCGUGGCGGCCGCCGAUCCGCGUCGGCGGCCGGCACCAGGACCGUCGGCGCGGCCAGCAGCGCGACCGGCCGUACUCUUCGUCGUCGAGGGACUCGAGGCGGGGGCGGUAUGCGUAUUAA
This is a messenger RNA of Pelagomonas calceolata, 1642 nucleotides long. Lineage: Eukaryota; Pelagophyceae; Pelagomonadales; Pelagomonadaceae. The record is from the annotation of a GenBank genome assembly.